Messenger RNA from Chaetomium globosum CBS 148.51, 3342 nucleotides. RefSeq lists its product as uncharacterized. NCBI's taxonomy places the organism in Eukaryota, Fungi, Ascomycota, Sordariomycetes, Sordariales, Chaetomiaceae. The transcript has 2 exons. Bases 1 to 3342 code for a protein of 1113 amino acids. Gene Ontology annotation, molecular function: ATP hydrolysis activity; ATP binding. The record is from RefSeq and is a predicted model, not a curated record.
AUGACGGUGCCCAUCAAGCCCCCCGACGGCGCCGCCCCAGCCCCCACCCAGGCCGAAGUAUCAUCCAUCCUCACCACCAUCUUCACCGCCAAGACCUCGUCCGCCUCUAUUGACGCUUGCUACGGGCUCUGCGAGCUUCUCCUCAACUCCGUUGGCUUCCAGGGCUUACAUUACUACGGCGUCAUCGCCGAAGCCAAGAAGGCUGCUGCCGACAAGAAAAGCGGUCUUCGUCGCGAGAGCGCUCAAAACCUCCUCGGCGCUCUAUUUGAGCGUUUCCCUGCCCGACAACCCAUCAGUGAGAUUGUUUUCCUCCUCCAGGAUGGCGGUAUUCUCGCCUGCGCCCUCGAUGCCCUCGCCGACAAGGGCGCCGUCGUGCGCGACGCUGCCCAGUACGGCAUCGAUGCGCUCUUCUCCAACCUAAGUGCCGAGGCCAUGGUCGUGGGGCUCUUGCCCGCGCUUACCCAGUACAUCAAGAAAUCCGGCGGAAAGUGGCAGGGUGUUGUGGGCGCCUUGAAGUUGAUGCAAAAGAUGGCCGACAAGGCCAAGAUCACCUUGGGCAGCACAAAGGAGCAGGCUCAAGAGCAGGACCUUUUACGCGAAGCCAUGGGCGCUAAGCUCGCAAGCCUCAUCCCCAUUGUCGAGAACGGCAUGUUGGAUAUGAAGAGCGAGGUGGAGAAGCAGGCCGUCAAGACUAUGACCUCUCUGACCACCCUGCUUUCCAACGACGACGUCGCCCCGCGCAUUCCCCUCCUUAUCGACACCAUGCACCACCCCUCGACCGAGGCCGUGCAAAAGGCCAUCCACGCCCUCUCUCAGACCACUUUUGUUGCCAUCGUCACUUCGCCCGUCCUCGCUCUACUCACACCCUUCCUUGAGCGCUCUCUCAACAACCCAACCACCCCCCAAGAAGUCCUUCGCCAGACAGUUGUCAUCACCGAAAACUUGACCAAGCUCGUCCAUGACCCGAUCGAGGCCCGGACUUUCUUGCCGAAGCUCCAGCCCGGCGUUAAGAGCGUCGUUGAUAGGGCUUCGCUCCCUGAAGUGCGCGAGCUUGCAACACGCGCCCUCGGCGUUAUGGACAAGGCCAUGGGAGAUGACAAAACCGCUGUCGUUGAGCGGACCACGGUCGAAGACGUCGCCAAGGUCCUCGACGGCGAAAUCAACAAAAACGGCGGCCUCUCCGGUGAUCCGAACGCCUACAGCCUAGCGUGCCCUUACAUCAGCGAAAUGGUCAGCGAAGACGUAAACCACCGCCAGCUGGACCGCAUUCCUCCCAGGAUUGUCCCGUAUCUCCAGUUCCUGACUCCCGCAGCGGAGACCAUUGCUGCUUCGGUCCAGCAGUUCUAUGUCGAGGAAGACCACCGCAAGUACGGCGUUCCCGAGAAGGAGGACGACGGCGAAAUCGAGAUCGUUAACGCCGAUUUUUCGCUCGCUUAUGGCGGCAUGCUCCUGCUCUCACACACGAACCUCAGACUGCUCAAGGGUCACCGCUAUGGCCUUUGUGGCAGGAAUGGUGCCGGCAAGUCGACGCUAAUGAGAAGUAUCGCUAGCGGUAAGCUGGAGGGCUUCCCGUCUCAGGAUGUGCUGCGGACCUGUUAUGUGGAGCACAACCAGGGCGAGGAUGCCGAUAUCAGCAUCCUCGAGUUUGUCUCCAAGGACCCUACCAUUGCCAAAGAGGGCAAGGAAAGAAUCUCGUCGGUUUUGGAAGAGUUCGGCUUCACAGCCGGUCCCGAGGGCCGGCAGUCUCAAAAGGUCGGCUCGCUGUCAGGCGGUUGGAAAAUGAAGCUGGCUCUGGCCCGCGCCAUGCUCCAGAGAGCUGAUGUUCUGUUGCUGGACGAACCUACCAAUCAUCUCGACGUCACAAACAUCAAAUGGCUGGAGACCUACCUCAAGUCCCACACCGACAUCACGAGCUUGAUCGUGUCCCACGAUUCCGGUUUCCUCGACGAGGUCACCACCGAUAUUUACCAUUACGAACCCGGCAAGAAGCUAGGCCACUACAAGGGCAACCUUGCCGCCUUUGUCCAGGUCCGCCCGGAGGCCAAGAGCUACUACACCUUGUCGGCAUCGAACGUCCAGUUCAAGUUCCCUCCCCCAGGUAUUCUCUCGGGUGUCAAAUCCCAUACGCGUGCCAUCAUCCGCAUGACCAACGUCUCGUACACUUACCCCAACGCGCCCAAGCCGUCACUGAGCGACGUUUCUUGCCAGCUCACGCUGUCGUCGCGUGUCGCCAUCAUUGGCCCCAACGGUGCCGGCAAGUCGACUCUGAUCAAGCUUUUGACGGGCGAGGUGAUUCCGAUUUCCGGCAAGGUUGAGAAGCAUCCAAACCUUCGUAUCGGCUACAUCAAGCAGCACGCGCUUGAGCACGUAGAAAUGCAUCUCGAGAAGACGCCCAACCAAUAUCUGCAAUGGCGCUACGCGCAUGGUGACGACCGCGAGGUGCACAUGAAGCAGACGCGUAUCCUGUCCGACGCGGACCGGGAGCAGAUGGACAAGUUUGUCGACGUUGGCGAUGGUAAGGGCAAGCGCCAGAUCGAGUCCCUAGUCGGUCGGCAGAAGUACAAGAAGACCUUCCAAUACGAGGUGAAAUGGCGAGGCUUCCUCCCCAAGCACAACUCGCAAUUCUCACGCGAAACACUCCUCGACCUGGGUUUCGCCAAGCUUGUCCAAGAAUUUGACGACCACGAAGCCUCGCGUGAAGGUCUGGGCUACCGCGAACUGCAACCAUCCGUCAUCUCCAAGCACUUUGAGGAUCUCGGUCUCGACCCCGAGAUUGCCAACCACAACGAGAUCGGCUCGUUGUCCGGCGGCCAAAAGGUCAAAGUCGUCAUUGCCGGCGCCAUGUGGAACAACCCGCAUCUGCUCGUCCUCGACGAGCCGACUAACUUCUUGGACCGUGACUCGCUCGGCGGCCUGGCUGUCGCCAUCCGCGACUUCCGUGGCGGCGUCGUCAUGAUCUCCCACAACGAAGAGUUCGUCGGCGCCCUGGCCUCGGAGCAGUGGCACGUCUACGACGGGCGCGUCGCCCACCGUGGCGCGUCUACUGCCGCCCUCGACCGCUUCGAGGACAGCGGCGCCAGCAAGCCCGCCUCCGCCAUCAACAGCGGCCUCAACACCCCCGCGCUCAGCUCCAGCGCCGUCAGCAGCGCCGUGAACAGCGGCGCCGAGGACAACGGUGGCGUCACCGGGGAGAGCAUGAAGUUCAGGGCCAAAAAGAAGAAGAAGCUGACUAAGAAGGAGAUGAAGGAGAAGGAGGCCCGGCGUAGGCUGAGGCAUAUUGAGUGGUUGAAUAGCCCCAAAGGCACGCCCAAGCCGCGGGAUACGGAUGAUGAAGAGGAGUAA